AUGCCAAAGAAACAAAAGCAAGAUCUCCCCCUUCAUAAAGUCAUCAUGGUCGGCUCUGGCGGCGUUGGCAAGUCGGCGCUUACUUUGCAGUACAUGUACGGUGACUUUGUCGAAGAGUAUGACCCUACGAAGGCCGACUCGUAUAGAAAGAAGGUCACGCUGGAUGGUCAAGAUUGUCAGAUUGACAUCUUGGACACUGCCGGGCAAGAAGAAUACGCUGCUGACUUUAGGGAACAGAUUUCGCGAGUUCUAGACGAUGAUAGCGUGCCAUUCAUCCUCGUCGGUAAUAAAGCCGAUCUAGCUAAUAGUUAUCGAAAAGUAACAAAAGAUGAAGCUGCAGCCAAGGCAGCCGAAUGGGGAUGUCCGUACAUUGAGACAUCGGCGAAAACGCGACUCAACGUAGACGAGGUCUACACCGAGUUAAUGAGAAAGAUUCGAGCACGCAAAGAAACUCAAGAGAAUCCAAGACCAGUAAGGAAUAGAUGCGUGUGCUUAUAA
This is a messenger RNA of Paraglomus brasilianum, 498 nucleotides long. NCBI's taxonomy places the organism in Eukaryota, Fungi, Glomeromycota, Glomeromycetes, Paraglomerales, Paraglomeraceae. The record is from the annotation of a GenBank genome assembly.